Echinococcus granulosus is the source of this 6345-nucleotide messenger RNA. Its product is annotated as Brefeldin A-inhibited guanine nucleotide-exchange protein 2. The transcript is spliced from 20 exons. The record is from RefSeq and is a predicted model, not a curated record. Gene Ontology annotation, cellular component: ribosome. Gene Ontology annotation, biological process: regulation of ARF protein signal transduction; translation. The coding region runs from base 1 to 6345 and encodes 2114 amino acids. NCBI's taxonomy places the organism in Eukaryota, Metazoa, Platyhelminthes, Cestoda, Cyclophyllidea, Taeniidae. Gene Ontology annotation, molecular function: rRNA binding; structural constituent of ribosome; guanyl-nucleotide exchange factor activity.
AUGGCAGAUGCUAGCGAAUCGUUAUUGAGACGUCUUGGUGCUAAUUUCAAAAUUAGUGAAGGUGGUGUAAUUUCCUCUAGUAAUACGGAGGUUUUGAGUAAUUCGUCCUCAUCUGUGGAAAAGAAUUCUGACGGGCUUAGAAGCGAGCCUUUGAUAUCUGUGCCAGGGGAGUGUGUAGCUAUGUUCAUCUCUCGGGCCCUAGAACAAAUUAUCACUGAAAAGCAAACACGAAAGCCGUCUAAUAAUGAGCUUCGCGAGGCUUGUUGUGACGGCAUCGAGUUCUUAAAGACUCGUAUCAACUUACCAGAAAAUGGUAAAAAUGGGUCUCUUGGAUCCGACGGAUACAUGCCUACUUCUCAGGCACAGAGAGGCGCGCUGUUGAAUGACGAAAAGCUGUUGCGUCCAUUGGAAUUAGCUUGCAAGAGCAAAUCUCCCAAGAUCGUUGCUAUUUCUUUGGAUUGCCUACAAAAGCUGAUAGCCUAUGGACAUAUUCCUAACAAUGCUUUGGAUUCGUCAGGAAAAGAGGGAGUAACCGAGCGAAUUGUUCAGACGAUCUGUUCAUGUUUUAAUGGUGUAAACACAGAUGAAGGUGUUCAGCUUCAAGUUAUUAAGGCUCUUUUAACUGUUGUCACAUCUCCCGUUGUCGAGGUGCAUGAACGAGACAUUCUUCUCGUUGUCCGCACAUGUUAUAACAUCUACAUGGCUACACGAAAUCUUGUAAAUCAAACGACAGCACGUGCCACCCUCACACAGAUGCUAAAUGUCAUUUUCCAACGAAUGGAGCAGGCCACCCUUGAUGCCGCAGUUCGUCAUGAUCAAAAGCUUUCUGAAGCCAAGACUGAGGCUGAAGCCACAACUGAUGGAAAUGGAAUUGGUAUUGGAAAUUAUGUUUCUGAUCAACAAAACGCAAUUUCCGAAGGAAAAUCUGACUCUGAAAGUUUGGACGGAGAAAAGGUGGAAGAGGGUUCUGUUGAUCAGGAGGAAAUACUAAACGAGCCAGCCUUUUCAGAGGUUGAUCAGACUGAAACCAGCCAAGAAGAGUCGAUUGUUACUAAAAAUGACAAUGGAAAUAUAAAAGGGGGAAAUAAAGAAUGUAUCUCCGAGAUGGAAUCAACUGUUGGAACCCAUAAUGCUCAGGAGAAAGCUGAUGGGCAGGAAGCCAAAGCCACUUCCGAUGAAGCAAGCGAGGAGGGUUCUUCAGCAGCUACGCCCGAUGAUGAUGAAGAGGGUGUGACAGGAGGUGUUGUUGAUGCAGCAGAAGCUACUCCGAUAACUGAGGAGGAGAUAUCAAAGCCGAAUUCACUGCACCCCUCCGUGUCUGCCUCAUCUCUGGGUGCCGAAACCACAAGCGGUUCCGCGACCGAUUCAUCCGAUGAAAUCGCCUCCUCAGACUUCUAUUUUGCUCAUAUCUCACAGAAAGACGCCUUUUUGGUCUUUCGUUCGCUUUGUAAGUUGGCGAUGAAGCCUCUAGCUGGUACAAACCCUACCGAUCCCAAAUCACAUGAAUUACGAUCCAAGAUACUCUCCCUUCAGUUACUUCUCAGCAUUCUUCAGCAACCGGGUCCGGCCUUUAGGUCAAAUGCGAUUUUCAUCACUGCGAUCAAGCAGUACUUGUGCGUCGCUCUAUCCAAGAACGGUGUCUCCUCGGUACCAGAGGUCUUUGAACUGUCUUUGGCUAUUUUCCUAUCCCUUCUGACUCACUUUAAACAACACCUCAAGAUUCAAAUAGAGGUAUUUUUCAAGGAAAUGCUUUUUGCAGUCCUCGACUCGUCAUCUGCCUCGUUCGAACACAAGUGGAUCGUCACAGAGGCGCUGCAGCGUAUUUGCAUGGACAAACAGUGCAUUGUUGAUGCCUAUCUAAACUACGACUGCGAUCUCGAACGAGCGAAUGUUUUUGAGAAGUUGGUAAUCUGUCUUGCAAAGGUAGCCCAAGGUCGUCCCGCCGUGGAUACGCGAACAACACAACCGCAACUUCAAAACUUGCGCAAAAAGGGGUUGGAGUGUUUAGUGCUGAUCCUGAAGUGCAUGGUACGUUGGUCCAGUGAUCUUUUCAACGUGACCAACGAAACCCACUCAUUCCUUGGCUCAGAACCGUCUAAUGCCUCUGCAAUCACAAAGGAACAUGACACUGACAGUGGGUCAUCUGUUCGCCUGAAUCAGACGGUUCAAGAUGAUCCUGAGGCAUUUGAAUCUCGCAAAGCCCUUAAAGAAGUUUACGAGGCUGGUAUAUACCUAUUUAAUCGAGGAAAGGUUUCCCGAGGCCUUGCUCUACUGCAAGAGAACAAUCUUUUAGGAACCAGUGCUGAAGACGUAGCCAUGUUCCUGCACAACGAGUCACGCCUUUGCCGUACUGCCAUUGGCGACUUUCUGGGCGAGAACGAAGCUUUUGCUUUGGAGGUUAUGUACGCCUACGUAGAUUGCUUCGAUUUCUCUGGAUUUGAGCUCUUACCUGCCCUAAGAUCAUUUUUAUCUGGUUUCUGGUUACCUGGUGAGGCACAAAAGAUAGACCGUUUAAUGGAAAAAUUCGCCGCCCGAUACUACGCCUGUAAUUUGAAUAACACACUCUUCGCCUCCGCCGAUACUGCCUACGUACUGGCCUUCUCCAUCAUCAUGCUUACUACCGAUCUUCACUCUGAGAAAAUUAAGCAAAAACAAAAGAUGAGCAAGGAGGACUACAUCAAAAUGAAUCGAGGCAUAAAUGACAGCCACGAUUUGCCACGUGAAUAUCUUGGUAAGAUAUACGACGAGAUCGCGCAAUGUGGCAUUCAAAUGCGUUCUGACGAUAUUUCGACCGUACUUGCCAAUAAUGGCACUCUGGGCAAUUCAACCAACGGUGUGGUUACUGGUGUAAAGGGUCUAAUGGAAUCAGUGAGUCACAUGGAAUCUGAAUUCACAUGUGCAACGCAUUUUGAACACGUCCGGCCGAUGUUUAAGUUGGUGUGGACACCCUUCUUGGCGGCCUUCAGCGUCGGACUACAAGACUGUGAUGACCCGAUGAUAGCCCACCACUGCCUCGAGGGUAUCCAGUGUGCCAUCCGCAUCGCUUGCACAUUCCGCAUGGAACUUGAGCGUGAUGCCUACGUCCAGGCCCUGGCUCGCUUUACCCUCCUCCUCUCCACUUCUCAGUCUCAGAGUGACACAAUUGCGAUCAGUGGUCAAGGAAUCGGUACUAUGGGCAACCACUUAAGAGGCCGUCUUGAGUCCGUGCACAGCCAGUUGACUGGAAGCAAUUCGUCCAUCAACUCCUCUUUGGGCACAGUAGAGCCACCUUCGGUGAUAAAUCCCACACCGGAGAUGAUGAAGUCAAAGAACGUCGACAGUAUUCGCACACUCAUCUCAGUAGCUCAGACCGAUGGGAAUUAUCUUGGGCACUCGUGGCUCCACAUUCUUCGCUGCAUCUCCCAGCUGGAGUCGGCCAACGUCAUUGCCACCAACACAGCGCGCUCUCUGCCUCGACGUCGUCAUGGUCCACACGCCACCCCCGAAGAGGCCAAUGUAGGAGAAGGUGAAGGACAGAACAAGUCGAUGCGCAAACGCAGUGGCCUCGCCCCGGGCAGUUUAGCUGCCGCCACGGUGGACUCCCGCAAGGCUGCUGUGCUGCAGGAGGUCAUGGGUGAGACAGGUUCUCGCAGUGUAGUGGUUGCAGUUGAUAAGAUUUUCUCCGGCUCUGUCCGCCUUGAUGGGGAUGCAAUUGUAGACUUCGUACAAGCUCUUUGUCAGGUAAUUGAAGGCACUGUCAAUCACUUCACCUAUCUCAUGCUGUUAUCACUUCCGCAGGUGUCACUGGAGGAGCUAGCUCUUCCUCAGCCCCGGACAUUCAGUCUUCAGAAGGUGGUGGAGAUCUCUUACUACAACAUCGGGCGCAUUCGUCUGCAGUGGUCGCGCAUCUGGGAGCACAUAGGGCAGCACUUCACCACCGCUGGCCGCUCCGCCAACGAGGAUGUGGCUAUAUUCGCUGUGGACUCUCUGCGGCAACUCGUAGUCAAGUUGAUGGAAAGAGGUGAACUGCCCAACUUCCACUUCCAGAAGGAGUGCAUUCGACCGUUCUUAAAUAUCCUGGACGACAUAAAUGAGGUGGAGCCCAGUAUUCAGGACAUGGUGGCUCGAUGUGUCUUGCAAUUGAUCCAAUCUCAGUGGCCUAAUAUUCGCUCCGGUUGGACCAACAUCUUUCUUGUACUCUAUACGGCUGCUGCAUCCGCUGAGGAGGGUGUUAUUGAACUCGCCUUCAGCUCUUGCUCCUUCGUUAUCAAUACCGUCUUUCCAAAUAACUUCUACCUUCUUAUCAACUCUUUCCCAAUUUUCAUAAAGGCUUUGGCGGAGUUUGCUUGCAACUUACAUUUCCCUGACAUCUCGAUGGAGGCGAUUCGACUAAUUCGACUAUGUGCACGCAUCGUUAGUGAGAGGGCCCACCAGUUUUCUACGGAGGAAUCUAACUUGUCCAAGAAUGCUCCGGCUACUGAAACCGCCUCUUCCGAGGAAAAUAAAGAAGACGAUGCGCUCUGGAAACGUGGUUGGAUGCCUAUCCUCUACGAGCUAUUCCGAAUUAUUAAUAACUGCAAGUUGGACGUGCGGACGCGAGGUUUGACCGUAUUUUUCGAGGUGAUUAAGUCCUACGGUUCAACCUUCCACCUCAGUUGGUGGGUGCAAAUCUUCAAGCUAGUCUUCUCCAUCUUCGAGCAUGGUCGUGACACCAGUUUGGGGGUCACAGCCCCCCCUCACACGGCGAAGGAAGAGCGUCUGCGACAGAACAGCCGUCAUCGCCUCAUCUCCGGUGACCAACUCGACGCCUUUACUGUCACAUAUCACGUCUUUACAAGCCCUGCUGAUCGUAGUGAAUGGCUCAACACGACGUGUAAUCAUGCUCUCUACUCGGUUGUGGACAUCUUUUCUCAGUUCUUUGACCAAAUCGGUGACAGUCUGCUUGCGAAUCUCUACGAGCAACUGAAGUGGUGUUGUCUUCAAGAUCACGAGCAACUAGCUCGAUCGGGCGCUAGCUGUCUGGAGACCAUAGUUCUCACAAAUGGAUCAAAGUUUAAUGAUGAGAAGUGGAUAAUGACCAUCAGUCUUCUCGUGGAUCUCUUCAAAACAACUGUCCCUAACGAAUUACUCACCUGGCGUCCGGGUCCUACAGUCGACGGUAUCGCGGUGGAUGAGGCAAUGGUGAAGCGACGCCAAUCGGCAUGCACCCGCCUUUUUUUGCGCCUCCUGGUCAACUGCAUUGUGCAGUACGAGCUCAUCCAGACAGUGGACAACAUUCUGUUCUUUCCCUCGCGCAGCCGACAAGAGGAUGCGUUGAUUCUGCAGGAGACGCGUCGCUCCUCCGCUCAGCUGAACUCGCAGCUGCUGAAUGGUACGGUGGAUACAUCCUCUGGCAGAGGCGCAAACUCCUCCCUUCAGGUGCACACCCCCGAGGAGAAACGCCUUCUGGAGGCUGUUGCUAAAGACGGGAUCGCUACUUCCUCUACUCCCUCCACUGAACCUUCUGCAUUACCCGAUCUUGGAGUUGUGGAGGAACUAGUAAAUGGAGCCUUGCCAUUGCAUAAAAAAGCAACUUUCCCCUACAUUUCUUACGAUCAUCGUCUCACGCUCGUUCACUGCCUCAUGGAAUCACACAAGUUCGCUAAAACCUUUAAUUCCAAUAUGGAACAACGGAAUAUCCUAUGGGAAGCUGGCUUCAAAGCAAAGGCUAAACCGAAUCUCCUGAAACAGGAGACCCACAGUCUUUCCACAGCUCUUCGGAUUUUGUUCAAAAUCAGUGAGGAGAAAAAUGAGCGUCAACAGGAAGUGACAGAGAUGCUGCAGAAGACGAUAGAGGAGGCAAUCGCCUACUACCGAGGCCUUCCCGUAGACGGCCACCGCCAGGCCUGGGACAGUUGUCUCCUGCUGACCCUCACGCGUCUGGUUCACCUCUCGCCGGACAGUAGAUUCGCCUCUAUUGCGACCCGUCUCUAUCCCACCGUCUGUGACCUCGUCGGACUGCCAAACCUCUCGCCAGAGGUUUCUGUCCUCCUUCGGGCUUUCCUGCUUCAUAAUGACCAGGUCAUCUUUGACGUGAAGAACUUGGGGCUUAAACGACUACCUCAAGUUUAUCGUGCUGGGGGCGAAAAGCAGUAUGAAGGUCACUAUUUCCUCUUUAACAUAGAUGGCCCCAUUGAAGGACUCAGAAGAGUGGCGACGCUAUCCCAAAAAGAUAACGGGAUCAUUAAGUGCCACUCCUGCAAAAUUGAUGAUGGGUGGCGUCCCCCAUGUAAGGCUCCAAAUGCUCCCGCAUGCGAGUUCGGCGAGAUCCGGAACCCAAACUACGAGAAGACAGCAAAGACUAGACACGGGUUCCGCGCUUUCUAG